UGUUUCUUACGUGUAAUUUUCGCAACACAUUGACAAGUUUCCGCUGGGUUUUUUUGAAAAUAACUCGAAAUUUUGCGGAGGAAUUUCGCACGUCAAGAAGAAAUCUUUGACAGGUUCGAGACUAGUGCACUUCAGAGACAACAGCGUAAAAAAUAAAAGGGCGCAUAUUAUCGGAAAUGUCAUCAGCACCUCUUUCUUUUUAUAAUAAGCGUCAGAGUUUCGUUAUUUCGGAAGAACCGUACGAUUCCGAGCGAGAUUGGCGGUAAUUGUUUGAUCGAUAAUACGCUAUUCCAGCGCGGAAACUGUCAGAGGCACCCCGACUGUCAAAAACAAAGAGUUCUCUCUUUAGGAAGAUUCCUUCCCGUUAUUGUUCGAGUAAAAGAAAUUUAAUGCUCGCUGUUAAAAAUGCCCCCAAAAAAGAAAACAAACACCGUGACGCUGGAACUGGAUCCCGUUGAAUCGGAGCCGAAAAUUGUGGAGACGAUCGAACCCGAAAUUACGAAGCCGAAAACAUUGGUGACUGGAGAACCAUAUGGUCCUCGAGUGCGUCUUGUCAGCGAACAAGCCGAAGAAGAGAGUUCGGAUGACGAGCUAGAGUCCGAGAGCGAAGAAGAAGACAGGUAUCUUCAAAGGGACCAGCCGGAUGUACCUUCUGAGUUCUGGCACAUACAAAAGCUCAUCAAAUAUAUGAAGGCUGGCAAUCAGACCGCUACCAUGGUGUCUUUGUGCCUUCUAAAGGAUUACGAUCUCACAAACAAAGAUAUACAGAAGGCUAUUCAGGGAAUGGGUGGUCUCGAGGUUUUGGUGAACCUUCUCGAAACGAAGGACAUCAAAUGUCAAAAUGGUUCACUCUCGGUUUUGUUGCAAAUUGCGACUUCUACAGAAAUGAAGCGACAUCUGAUCGACUUGGACAUCGCAACGCCAUUAAUUCAGAUGUUGAAACAUCCCGCCAGAGAUAUUCAGGUUUUAGCGGCCGAAACGAUGGCAAUUAUAGCUCAAAUAAGGAAAGCCAGGAAACAGAUUCGGAUUCGUAGUGGAAUACCGCUCAUACUGGACGUGAUGGAUGUGCCGGACGAAGUUCUCCGUCGACCGUACGACGAAUUGAACGAGGCCAACAAGGAGCUGGUGGCGGUCGCCAUAGGCUGCGCCAAAGUUCUGGACUCCCUCGGCAGCAGUCCAAAGAUCAAAGAAGAGCUACGCAAGCACGGCGUCGUUCGCCUGAUGUCGCGCUUUAUAAGAUCCAGGCACACCCAACUGAUCGUACCCACGAUGGGCAUCGUGCAGCAGUGCGCUGAUCUGAACGUCUUCAGGGAGGAGUUCGAGCGGGUCGGCAUCAUCAACGAGCUGGUGCGCCACUUGAAGAACGACAACGUUAAGCUCAAGGAGAACUGCGCCCUGGCGAUCUUCAAGUGCGCCUCGAACCAGGAGACCCGCAGCAGGGUGCGCAAAGCCGGCGGCCUGGACCCGCUGUGUCGGCUCGUGCAGAGCGACAUGGUACGCGCCAAUAAACACCUACUGGCUGCGGUGACCGGCGCCGUUUGGAAGUGUGCCAUCAGCCCGGAGAACGUGGCGAGAUUCAAUCAAAACGACCUGGUAGCGUCGCUGGUGCCACUUCUCGAGGAGAACGAGGACGAGCGAGUGUUGACCAACGUCGUGGGCGCCCUCGCCGAGUGCUGUAAAGAUCCCGCUAACAGGAACGUCUUGAGGGCUAACGAAGGCCUGCCGAAACUGAUCAGGCUGUUGAGCGCCACGUACGAGCCAUUACUGGAGAACGUGCCGCUGGUGCUGAAAGAGUGCGCCGUUGACGAGAUGUGUAUGGACAUCAUCAACGACCCGCAGCACCGACUGGACGGUGUGCGAUUGGUCUGGUCUCUCUUGAAGCACCCCAGCGAUGCGAUCAAGCGAAACGCCUGUCUCGCUCUGGUGCCCUGCAUCAAGCACUCCAAGGACUCGCCGGAGAUGGUGCGCGCCUUCGUGGGCGGCUUGGAGCUCACCGUCAGUCUGCUGCAGAGCGCGAACACGGGGGUGCUCAGCGCGGUCUGCGCCAUGAUCGCCGAGAUCGCCGCCGAUCCUGAGAACCUGGGGAUCUUGACGGAUCACGGCGUCGUGAAGAAAUUAGCCGCCCUCGUGGAAACCGACGACGAAAGUCUACGGGCGAACCUGACGUUAGCGAUAGCCUACUGCUGCGAGUGGGAUCGGAACAGCUACGAGUUCGGCAAGCUUAACGCCGUCGCGCCGCUCGUUAAUUACAUGACCAGCAAGAACAAGAGUGUGUUGAAGGGCGUCUGCAUCGCCGUUUACCAUUUGAGCAAGGAGCCCCUGAAUUGCGUAACUAUGCACACCUGCGGCGUUAUCAAGCACGUUCUGCGUCUGGUGGGUUCGGACGAUCCGGAGGUGCAGAUCGCAGCUGCGUCCACUAUACGUCACAUAAGGAAGCUCGCAUUGACAGCGGAAAAAUUCCACUUCAACGAAACGUAA
This is a messenger RNA of Dinoponera quadriceps, 2478 nucleotides long. It is a transcript of the gene gudu, whose product is annotated as armadillo repeat-containing protein 4. The transcript has 9 exons. The record is from RefSeq and is a predicted model, not a curated record. Gene Ontology annotation, molecular function: protein binding. The coding region runs from base 406 to 2478 and encodes 690 amino acids. Lineage: Eukaryota; Metazoa; Arthropoda; Insecta; Hymenoptera; Formicidae.